Sitodiplosis mosellana (orange wheat blossom midge) is the source of this 642-nucleotide messenger RNA. Its product is annotated as general odorant-binding protein 19d-like. Lineage: Eukaryota; Metazoa; Arthropoda; Insecta; Diptera; Cecidomyiidae. The coding region runs from base 74 to 505 and encodes 143 amino acids. The record is from RefSeq and is a predicted model, not a curated record. Gene Ontology annotation, biological process: sensory perception of smell. Gene Ontology annotation, molecular function: odorant binding. The transcript has 3 exons.
AGAACAAGUGAACUGUCGUGUUAUUGCAAAACAAAUCUUUCUAGAAAAUAGUUUUAAUUUCAAUUAACAAAAAAUGAAGAGUUUGAUUAUUUUAUUGGUUGCAUGUGUUGUGAUUGGUUUUUGUGAGCCGAUGUCAAAAGAGGAACGGAUCGCGAAUUUCAUGAAAAUAGCCAGUGAGUGUGCUGUAACAGAAGGUGCGACCGAUGAUGAAAUGGCUGAAAUAUUUCAACGUAAGACACCAAGCACAAGGGCGGGAAAAUGUGUUCAUGCUUGCCUGGGUGAAAGAAUCGGAGUCAUGAAAAUGAAUCAAGUCGAUGUGGAAAGCACUGUUGCAGUUGCGGAUAUGGCAUUUGAUGGCGAUUCAAGAAAAGUCCAAAUGGCUCGGGAGCUGGCUAAUGAUUGCGCGGGGAUCACAGAUUCGGACAGAUGUGAUGCAGCUGUUAAGAUAUUUGAAUGUGGACACAACGCCAUCAAAACCCGUGGAAUUACUUUUGAGGAUGUAUGAAAGUAUUUUACAAUGUUCAUCACUCGAAGAUCAACAGUCCAACGAAUAUCGCUUAGCCAAAAAUUGCUUUGACUUUAUUUUUCAUAAUUCAUUUUUAUGCACGCAUGCUAGCUUGCAGUUCAUAUAAUAAACUAAUA